UGAACUCGGUUCUGUUUCUACAAGGCGUAAUCCACGAGUCCGUCGGCUGUCGGGUCGGUUUCGUCCCGUCUGUUUGUUUCGUGCCCCGGUCUUAUUGUGGUUGCAAUUUCGGCAAAAUGUAUUUCGUUUUCAUAGAUUUAGCCCUCGACGAACACGCUCAGGAGUUGCGCACUUACCUCAAUGGUCUGGGUGCGGAAAUAUCGACAGAGAAAUCUCCCAAGGGUGUUGAGGAUGACCUACAUAAAAUCAUUGGUGUGUGCGACACUUGUUUCAAGGAUGCCACAGAACAGGAGAUUGAAAGUGUUUUAAAUGGAAUUGUAUCUAUGUUAGUAACCGUUCCUCUGGAAAGAGCAGAGAAUUUGGUCCUAGCAUUCUGUGAAAAGCUUAUCAAAGCCUCAGGUCAAAACUUGAAGAUGGUGACACUGCGAGUGAUGUGGCUGCUGUUCCAGUCUUUGGAUGAAGCCAGCCCAAUGAGGUAUCACGUCUACUUCCAUUUGGUGCAAAUUGCCCGAUCUGUAGAUCAAAUGAGGCAUGUUUUCAAAGACGUGACGCACCUCAAGUCUCAAUUUGCUCUCUGCCCGCCAUCUAAUGAGCAAAUGCAGAAGCUUCUUCGGUUACUCCAUGAGGCUCUCCUUGCCAGCAAAAACAGUGAACAGGCAUCCAAGGUGAUGGUUGAACUGCUAGGCACCUACACGACGGAGAACGCUUCACAGGCCAGGGAAGAUGCCCAGCGUUGUAUAUUGGCUGCAUUAGCUGACCCCAAAACUUUCUUGUUGGAUCCUCUUCUUGCUCUGAAGCCUGUACGCUUUUUGGAGGGCGAGCUGAUUCAUGACUUACUGUCAGUAUUUGUAUCUGAGAAGCUUACUAGCUACCAACAGUUCUACCACAGUCAUAGAGAGUUUGUGAAUGGACUUGGACUGAACCAUGAGCAAAACCUCAAGAAAAUGAGGCUGCUCACAUUCAUGCAACUUGCCGAAGACUCUCAGGAAAUGUCAUUCCAGAAAAUUCAAGAGGAAUUGCAGCUUAAAGCAGAAGAAGUAGAACCCUUCAUCAUUGAUGUCCUAAAAACCAAACUUGUUCGUGCAAGGAUGGACCAGGCUGCUCAGAAGGUCCACAUCUCCAGCACAAUGCACAGAACAUUUGGACAACCCCAAUGGCUUCAGUUGAGGGACAUUCUUCUCAAUUGGAAGCAGAACAUGCAGAGUGUACAGGAGGGCAUGUCAUCUAUUGUUAAACCCAAGGUGGAGGCUAAGAAGUAAUUUCAUUUUCCUACUACAUUCUCAUCUGUUGACUACUGUUGUACAAGUGUGGCUUAAGUUUGAUAUCAAUAAUACAUCCUGUAUCUUGCUGAAAGUGAAGUAACAUCACUUUUUUUUUGUUUUUAAAAUCUGAUCCUCAAAAUUCUGACCCUUGAGCAGCCGGUAUUACUCAAAUCAUUUUACAAAUUGUCUCAUCUCCUCUGUGCUGAAAUCUAUUGGUUGGGCAUGAAAUUUUCCACCAUUAAAGAACUUUGUUUUGUA
This is a messenger RNA of Thrips palmi, 1520 nucleotides long. RefSeq names its product eukaryotic translation initiation factor 3 subunit M (gene eIF3m). Gene Ontology annotation, cellular component: cytoplasm; eukaryotic translation initiation factor 3 complex. The coding region runs from base 117 to 1259 and encodes 380 amino acids. The record is from RefSeq and is a predicted model, not a curated record. Gene Ontology annotation, molecular function: translation initiation factor activity. Gene Ontology annotation, biological process: cytoplasmic translational initiation. The transcript has 7 exons. NCBI's taxonomy places the organism in Eukaryota, Metazoa, Arthropoda, Insecta, Thysanoptera, Thripidae.